Molecule: messenger RNA, 2027 nt
Organism: Drosophila hydei
Lineage: Eukaryota; Metazoa; Arthropoda; Insecta; Diptera; Drosophilidae
Exons: 3
Coding region: 77-1945 (622 amino acids)
Biological process (GO): cilium assembly
Cellular component (GO): axoneme; ciliary basal body
Source: RefSeq, a predicted model, not a curated record
AUUAAAAUAAGAAAUACAUACAAAAAAUAUUUAAAAUAAAAAAAUAACCAAAAAAGUGUAAAAAUCCAGUUUUUCCAUGGACUCUGACAAAUUUUCGAUCGGCCCCUUGGCCGCAGUUUUCCCCGAUUCUAAUGCUCAUUAUGAAGAUAUUGAUUAUAAUGCCACUGAUGAAAUUAUCGAAAGGAAAUCUUUACCAAGGCUCAAUGACGAGCAUGAGGAAGCUACGUACGAAAACGAUAUUUCGGAGUCGAAAACUCCAUUAAUUACAAGAAGUCAUGAUAUAGCGUUUUCGGAUUACGAAGAUCGUGAUUUUGACGAUGCACCGCUAAAUAGACCAUUUCGGCUAUUAAACCAAAACUAUUCCGAGGAAACAGAUUCGGAAUUCAUGGAUAGCAGCGAUCUUGAUAUAGAAAAACUACUGGCCUAUGAGGACAUCGAUAAGGAUUAUAAGCAGUUCGAAGAAGUCGAGACAAUUAUUGGAGAACAAAUCGACGAAAAGAUGAAUUUAAUAUCGACAUUCCAACUACCAUCAUUAUCGGAUAUAUCUGAAGAACAUGAACCGAUAGUCCCUAUACCGAUAACUAUAUCCGAAACAGAUGGACGUUUCGUAAGUGCCCUUGACCACCCUGGCAGUGGUGAGGAUAAGUCGACCUCUGAUUAUAACACUCUGACACCGGAGAUCACUAAAAGUGCUUCAGUCGGGCUUAAUGACAAUAUCUCUGACAGUAUCUCUGACAAUAGCUCUCUCCUGCUGUUGAGCACUGGUGAACUAGACUGGCCAGAAUUAAUCCCACUAGGAGAAAAAAGAGUCGAGGAAGAAGUUGGCUUUGUUACAUUCAAAAGCUUAGUCGCCGCUAUACCUGAUGAGGAACAUGAGACUAAGUCACCGCCUAUCAGGAGUAUCCUGCAAAUUAUGACAAUAGAUUUUCUCAACGAAUUAAUUAGUAAGACGGUCGACCACGUGGUAGCCAAAGAGACAAUAAGUUCUCAUUAUCAAGCAUUAGAUAACGAAAAACUGAUUAAUGCUCUAAUUCAAGCAUAUCACAACUUCAUUGCAGAGCAAGAGCACAAUCAUUUUUUAAAUAGCAAAAUGUAUGAAUAUUUCAAACGCGGCCAUAACAGAAGAGUAUUAUUAGUUCUCGAACCGCACAUUAAUUUAAGGGAAUAUCAGAGAUAUGUUAGAGCCCUUCGCGUUUUAGACUACUGGAUCAAUGUCGCAGCGCAGACUAAAAAACGCUGUGCCUUUCUCUUGUCCAGUGUAACUAUGGAUCUCUCUUAUGUAAUGAACAUUGUCAUGUGCAGCGAAGAGCAUUUCGAGAAGGUUGUCUUACGUACUCUUACUGCCAAUAGAACGGAUUCCUUCAGGUGUUUCGUCGAACGUGAACUGCGACACAUUAACCAAAAACGUUGUGAGAUAAGUGAUGCGCGCCUCUUCCUUAUCACCAGGAAGCACACACUGGCACGCAUUGCUGACAAAAUUCAAAAAUUGGAAAAAAUCAACCACAACAUCAGCAUGGACAGCUUCAUCAGCAUGCAAAAUAAAGUAGUAGCAUUGGUGAAAAAAAUCGAAGAACGUAACGCCGAGCUAAGAAAGAUGCGAUUUAACUAUCAUUCGGAAUUGCAUGAGAUUCAGCACAAUCGUGAGAAGGCCAUGACACUGAAAGCCAAAUUGGAUAAUUGUAACAUAAUUCUCACUGAAAAGCUGAUAUAUCGGGACGCAGUUCGGCAAAAUAUCAGAAAAUUGAAGUUGAAGCAUAAUUGGCUGCGUAAAGAGUACUCAAAUAUCAGCUAUAAGGGCGGGCUAAUGGACAUGCCAGCUUUAAUGUUCGACUAUGAUGAAACUGUGGAGAAGGUAUUACAAAAGCAAGCUAUCGUCUCUGAGCUGAAAGAAACCAUUAGGAGGACGACACAGCGAAUUACAGACUUGGACUCGCGAUACAUUUAAGAUUAACAACAAAUUGAUACCCAAAAAGAAAACCAAGCAUAUAUGCUUAUAAACACGAACAAAUAUAAAUGUGUAUAUAUAU